GAAACCCGAAGAGGUAGUCGCCACUGUUGUGGACCAUUUAGAGACCGCUCUUUUCCGGUGCUUUGAGAGCUACAGCUAGGACAGUUAACUCAUUAGAAAAGUACAAAUACAAGUAUAAAUAUCACUCCCUUCGAUUUAAGGCAAACUAAAAUGCAGAAUCGCUGCGCUGCUCCCAACUGUACCAAUGCCAAACGGGACUCCUAUUCACUCUUCCGCUUCCCGCUCGACGCAGAAAGGUGUAAAACAUGGGUGGAAAAAUGCCAGCGGGAAGAUCUUGCAGGCAAAUCCCCAGAGCAGCUGUUCAGAUACUACAGACUUUGCGGGAAGCAUUUUGAAAAGUUGACUGAUAGCAGUGACCAAAGCAUCGUGAUGAAGGAUGACGUCAUACCAACUAUUUUUAAUGAACCCGAAAACCCUCCAAAAAAAUCCACGAAGCGCAGUAAAGAGAUGGAGGAAGACACAGAGAGUAAGGGAGGAAAAAAACUCAAAGAGUCCCAAGAUGACACAACUACGGAGGGUCCUCAGGCCUCUUCGAAGGAAGACAAACAGAAAGAAUAUCUCACAUUGUUAUUUGAGGCCCUUGUACUUUUAGGAGAGCAGAACAUUCCUGUGACGACGUCCGACGGUAAUAAACAGGACACAUUAAGCAAUUUUGAGGCGUUGCUCCAGUAUCGCAAGAGUUGUGAAGAUGAAGCGAUGAAGAAGGUGCACGACACCAAUACAGAGUGCUGUUCAUCGCUUCAGCUGAGUCAGCUGACUGAAUCGUGCGAAAGAUGCAUCCGCCGUAAGUUGAUAGAGGAAGUGAUGCAAAACGGCCUGUUCUCAAUUAUAACUGAGGAUUUGGUAAAGAUUUCAGAAGGUUGGUUCCUCCCUGUGUUCUUGCGCUAUGUGGAUCAGUCUAACCAUCAAUGUGAGAGGUUUGCUGGCUUCUUGUCUUUUGAUGGAGAUGCGGAUGUUUUGGCGGAAAAACUUUUGUCUGAAAUGGUCGAUGAAUGGGGUUUGAACAUGGAGCAGUGUAGAGGCCAAGCCCACUCGUGCUCCUGGACACACCUAACUAAAGUCAAAGCAUUUGCCACCAAAGUGAUGGAGAAGUAUCCGCUGACGGUGCUUACAUUCCGACCCACCCACGCCUUGAACAUAUCGCUAGCCAAUGGUAUGGCUUUGUCUGGAGUCCAGCUCGUCAUGUGCACCUUGGAGAAAAUUGAAUCUUUCUUCAAUCACUCCUCGUUACUGUGCUUGGAGUUGGAGCAUGCUAUCUCCAUCAUCUACCCCGACAAAGAAGAGAAGGUCCUGGAACUGAAAGAGAUUUGCAGCACCAGCUGGACUAGAAGACACAAUGUGUUUGAGGUGGCAGUGGAGCUCGUCGAGGCUUUGCUGCUGUGUGUGGACAGCGUACACGACAACGAAGACUUGCGAUGGAGCGAUACGAUCACGUAUAAUGCCUUGGAGAUCUCGAAAGCUCUGGCAGAUUUUGAGUUCAUUAUGGCUUUGGUUGUUCUGAAAAACACCAUGACGCUUUUAAAGGCCUUUGGGAGGAACAUUCAAGGGGAUGCAACUAACACCAAUUUUGCAGCCAACAGUGUGAAAGCAGUGUUACACUCUCUUAAGGAAGUGGCCGACAAUAUCGAGGUGUACCAUGAGUUCUGGACCGAGGAGGCGGUCAACCUUGCUGCUACAAUGGAGAUUGCAGUAGAACUUCCUCGGUCACUCUUGAGGAAGCAUCCGUCCGACUUCCUUCAACCAGAGACUUACUACAAGCAGCACCUAGCCAUUCCUGUAGUGCAACACGCGCUCAACGAAGUUAGCGAACUCUUCACCGAUGACCACAUGAAGGCUCUGAGAUGCUUGUCACUGAUUCCCUCGGUCAUAGAAGAGAACAAGGCCACUCAGCCCGAGGAAGAAAACAUGCUGGCGUUCAAAAACGACAUACCGAACGCGGCUUCUCUCACCGCCGAGCUACAUUGUUGGUGGGUUAAAUGGAGCAAAAAGGGUAAAGGAGAAACCCUGCCUUCUAGCCUGCAUGAAACACUGCAGCAAGCGGACCUCAAGUUUUUCCCAAACAUGCUUGCACUCUUGAGAUGUUUGGGCGUCCUGCCUACAUUAGCUUUGGAGAGCAAUUUGAAUGUGGCAUACGAGCGCUUCAAGGCAUACAUGGAAAACACUCCUGACAUCGCUAAAUCCAAGAGUCUAGCUUUUCUGAAAAUCAACAAUGACAUUGGCUAUGACUUGGAUUCAAUGGUUGAAGUCUAUAUGAAGAUGUACCCUGUUGGUGACGACUCUUCAUAGUUCUGACUUGUUCUGCAAUUUAGUCACUUGGUCAAACUUUUGGGCUUUAAGGCCACUUUUGAUGUUUAGCAGUAGCAAACAAAAGUUAGCUUGUAAGUAAAAAAGUAUAAAAUACAAUUCAGGUGGUCCUGGUUUUAAAGGGAAAAUAAACCUUUGGGGGAAUGUUGCCUAUCAUUUACAAUCAUAAAAUACAAAAUCACAUGUCUUUUUUGUUAGGAUUGUAAAGAUAAAAAACACUUGCAAGAUGUAGCUAAUGAGUCACCCUUGUAGCCUGUAACAGACACAUUCAUAACAAUAUGUACAAACCCCGUUUCCAUAUGAGUUGGGAAAUGGUGUUAGAUGUAAAUAUAAACAGAAUACAAUGAUUUCCAAAUCCUUUU
Molecule: messenger RNA, 2666 nt
Organism: Entelurus aequoreus (snake pipefish)
Lineage: Eukaryota; Metazoa; Chordata; Actinopteri; Syngnathiformes; Syngnathidae
Gene: thap12a
Product: THAP domain containing 12a
Exons: 5
Coding region: 151-2286 (711 amino acids)
Source: RefSeq, a predicted model, not a curated record